Rhipicephalus sanguineus (brown dog tick) is the source of this 781-nucleotide messenger RNA. RefSeq names its product ribonuclease P protein subunit p29 (gene Pop4). Gene Ontology annotation, biological process: tRNA 5'-leader removal; rRNA processing. The transcript has a single exon. Bases 79 to 744 code for a protein of 221 amino acids. Gene Ontology annotation, cellular component: ribonuclease MRP complex; ribonuclease P complex. Gene Ontology annotation, molecular function: ribonuclease P RNA binding. The record is from RefSeq and is a predicted model, not a curated record. Lineage: Eukaryota; Metazoa; Arthropoda; Arachnida; Ixodida; Ixodidae.
GAAGGCUGUCUCUCAGGAGCACGUGUGUUUAUAUGCGUGAGGUGUGAUGCACCAAUUUUGGAUCUAACCGCUUCAACGAUGACAGACUCUACCUGCGCAAGCGAUGGCACCAUACAAAACGUCUACCUGACAACGAAAGAAAUCAAGUACGACCCUCCGUUGCCUGCGCAAGCCGUGAAUUACGUGCGCAACUUCAUCGACAAACAUGCCGGCCAGCAACAGGGCGAGCUGGGGGAUCUGGCGCGAUACACCGCUGUGCUCGAACCGGACAUCGCACGGAAGAAAAAAAGCGGUGACCAAAAGGGCAGGAGGGGCAGGCUGCUCACUUGCCGCGAGAAGCGCAAGUUGGGCAUGUUUAACGUUCACAAGGACAACAAGUUGUCGUACGCGUCGUUCCUGCCCAUCCAUCUGAUGUGGAAGGACUACUUCCGCGGACUCGUGCGCGACGAAGUGACCGAGUAUUCGCGACUGCUCAAGGCCGAGUACACGGGCUGCUUUCUGACGGUCUCGGAGUCCCGUUGUCCGUCGUACGUGGGCGCAAGGGGCAUCGUAGUCCAGGAGACCAAGAACGUAUUCCGCCUCCUCACAGAACAGAACGUGGUGCGAACGGUGCCCAAGGCUCACUCGGCGUUCGCCUUCGAGCUGGACGGCAGGAUCUACAAGAUCUACGGCAGCCACUUCCGCGUCCACAGCUUCGAGAGGAUGAAGGCCAAGUUCAAAGCGCGCGGUGUUGUCGGCCUGUGAUCGUAAUUUAUUUCUCUGCCGUGAUUGCAUAAAGUUU